AUGAUGCUGGUCAUACGAGGCGCAGCGGCGCAAGGAAGUCGCUGGCGGCUCGACCGGAGCAACGCGGCGUGCCUGAUCAAUGUGGGCUGCAACACGACCCUCACGUUCGACACCACGCUGAGCCCGUUCAACGGCGCCUUCGACGAGCAGAUCGUUCUCGGACAGGGAACCAGCAUCACGGCCUCGAACGGCGCGCAGUACUUCCUGGACGAGGACCUCACCCUGCGGCUCAGCUCCCGCGAGGCGUUCCAGACCACGUACUACCUCGGGUCGGUCUUCAAGAACUACCUCGCGGUGAAGGGCCUCGGGGAGGAGGCGGUGCCGUCGUGCGCCACGGCCACCAUCGACCGCAGCACGCAGCGGUGCUGCUCCGCCUCCAACACCCUCUACACCCUCAAGACCGUCGAAACGCUCGAUCUGUGGGGCUUCGAGGGCGUCACGACCCGCGCGUUCUCCUUCGACGUCGGGGCGCAAAAGGGCUUCCGCACCGCGGCCGCGCGCAUGGAGAGCGCCGCCCAGGACUCGUUGACCGACCUCGACUCCCCCUUCCCCACCGACCUGUCGAGCCCCGCGCCGGGCAUCCCGUACCUGUCCGCGGUGUUCGCGGGCGGCCCGAAGGACGAGGUGCGCAUGCCGAAGCUCGACCUGCCGCCGAUGUGGGCCGUGGGCGUCGCGGCGGCGCCCGAGGAGCCACUGGUGUUGCUGGAAAGCCAGUACAUUGGCUCGAGCCACGGCAAGGUGGGGAUGUCGGCCGAGUCGUGGACGGCGUGGUGGGACGCGAACGGCGGCUGCAGCAACCCGGAGGAGAGCGUGCGGAUCGCGGGGGGGUCCGCCAGCGACCAGCUCAGCGCGUUCCGCACCCGCACGUUUGCCGAGGUGAUGGCGCCGGAGGGACGCACGUGCGAGCCCGUGCGGGGACCGCAGUACACUCUCGCAGAUCCGGCCAAGGCGAACAGCGCAGCGGGCGAGAACCGUCAGACGAUCGCGUGCGACCACGGCGGGUCGCUCUCGCUGCAGGUCCAGGUCGACGUGGGCUUCUUCAACGUCUCGGUUGGCGCUCCGCAGCUGGCGGUGCGGGACUUCGGGUCGCUGCCGUGGUCCCCCGGGGGCACGAGCACGACGCUCUUCGUGGAGCUCGCGAACGAGGGCGACGCGGACGGGACGUACACGGUGACCACGGAGCAGUGCUGCGCCGACGGGGACUGCGGCGGCGGCGUGGUGGCCAUCUCGGACGUGCGCCAGGAGGCAGUCAUCGCCUCGGGAGGGUUCCGACGCUUCACCUACCUGGUGUCCACGCCCCAGGUGGUCGAGACGACGAAGACCAUCGUCUGCCGCUUCACUGCCAGCAUGGCCGGCAACUUCGAGCCCAUCCCCGUCUCCGUGCAGCUCCUGGCACUCCCCCCCACGCCGACUCAGCCGCCGACGACGCAGGGCCCCGCGACGACCGCCGCCCGGCCGACGAGCCCGCCGCGGACUGAGCCCGUCCAGAACGCAACCGUCGGCCCGACGCCCACGCCGGCGCCGCCCGCCCCCACGGACGCCCCUGCCGCCUUCGCUGGCCCGCGCUACGUCGCGGCCGUGCUGAGCCUGACCGCGGACCCGCUCGAACCCCUCACCCCGACCUCGCUCGGCGUCAUCCAGACCGCGGUCUCGUCGGUCAUUCCCGGCGUGUCCCGCGACGACGUGUUCGUCGCCGCAGGCGGUCUCCGCCGCACCCUGCUGGCGCCCUCCACGCGCCUUGCCGGGGUCGAGAUCUCCGGCGCGGCGGUGCUCGUCGAUGCCGACGCCGUCGCUUCGGCGCUCGUCGACGCCGCGUCGUCCGGCUCGCUCGCUCUCGUCCUCGGCGCCCUCGGAAUGCCUGACGUCUCCGUCGUCAUCGUGUCGGGCCCCAACACCGUCGCGGGGCCCGGCCGCGCCGCGAACGUCACGCUCGGACAGCGCGUCGAGGUCGGCGGGGAACAGACCAGCGCGGGCGGCUCCGACAAGUGGGACCCUUCGGCGUUCUCGAUGUCUGGGUUCGGUCUCCUGAUCACCAUGAUGCUGGUCAUCCUGGCCGUCUCCGUCGGGGUUGCCGGCACCGUCAUCUACGUCCGCAGGAAGAGGCGGAGCCGCGCGGAGCUGGACGGAGUCGACGCCGACCCCGAAGCGUACGAGUACGACACGCAGCACAGCGGGGCCCCGAUGAUGGGCGCGUACGGCGCGGAGCAGUACGAGCUGGACGCCAGCUUCAACCCUCACCUGCAGCCCCACGUGGGCGCCGACACCCUGUCAGUGCACAACGUGUCCAUGGGGUUCCAGCACGGCGCGGCGAUCGACCACCUGCCCGAGGAGGUGCUCGACCCCGCGCUGGACCCGAUGCUCGACGAGUCGGCCAGCGUCGCGCCGAGCCGCGCGCCGCCGCCGAGCAUGGCCGGGCGGAGCAUUGCGCCCCCCGCCAGCAUGGCGGCACGCAGUUUCGUGCCGCCGAUGAGCGUGGCGGGCCGCAGCUACGCGCCGAGCGCAGCGGGCCGCAGCAUGGCGGCGCGCACCGUGGCGGCGCACGCGCACGGCAGCAUCGCGCGCGCCCACGGGGCCCUGGCAGCGCGCGGGCGCGGACCCAUGGGCGCGCCCUCCGCCGUGGGGUCGCACCGCAGCAGCCGCCGCCACGGCUGA
Messenger RNA from Pedinophyceae sp. YPF-701, 2652 nucleotides. Lineage: Eukaryota; Viridiplantae; Chlorophyta; Pedinophyceae. The record is from the annotation of a GenBank genome assembly.